This is a messenger RNA of Oryctolagus cuniculus (rabbit), 5791 nucleotides long. NCBI's taxonomy places the organism in Eukaryota, Metazoa, Chordata, Mammalia, Lagomorpha, Leporidae. The record is from RefSeq and is a predicted model, not a curated record.
GCACGCGGGGGUCCCAUGGCUGACUCUGCACUCCACCACUCCUGGCCGGCCUUCUCCAAGCUCUGGCUGCGACGGUGGGCCUUUAAGAGAGGCUCAGAGCCCAAGCCAUGCGCCCCGUCCUAUGACUCAGGAGCCUCGGCCCCAGCCACGAAGAGCAGCAGUGGACCCUGGAAGUCUGGCCCGCACUUCUUCUCCACCAUGGAGGACGAGCAGGAGGAUGGCUUUCCAAAUCGGCUGGGUGAGAGUGCAGAGGACCUCAGCCUGGACUUGGAGGCUCUCCAGGGAAGUGUGUAUCUCCAGGACCUGGGCCUGGAGGCCCCCUCGCACAGCCAGCCUGGGGGGGCUCAGGGCAACAGCCCCCCCAGCGAAGAAACAGGAGGAGACUCGCCCUUCACCAGCUCAGUGGAGGCCCAGGGCCUGCUCAAGAGGCGCAGCUGGGAGAGGUCGCGGAGCUGUUCUGAAAACUGGCAGAGGCUCAGCUUUGACGCCUCGGCUGUGGACAAAGGGCCCUGUCUCCCUCGGACACUGGCUAGCUUCGCCCUGAACCUGUCUGGAGAGGGGCUGAAGACUUGGACCCAAGGGUGUCUGCCCGGCGGCAGGACCCCAGCAGAACAGUCACGCAAGGGGUGUGAAAGCCCUGAGAAAAGAGGGCGGUCACGGUCUGUGCCCACAUCCUGUGAUGAGAUCAGCUCCCUGAACAUUGCUCCGGGUCUGGGCAGAGAUGCUCCGCCUGUGCAAGGCCUAGAGCCGCCAGUGCUGGAGUGUGUGGAAAAGGACCACGUGGAGCCGGAUCGCGUGUUGAUGGUCCAGCAAGUGCUUCAUGAACUUCGCCAGUAUCAUGGGGCCCGGCAGAGGGCUCACAUGUCUGCCAGCCCUGGGGGAGCCCACUCCAGCCUCACCUGGUUUGAGUUCCUGUCUGAGAGUGAGGAUGGCUCCUGCAAGAACGAGAAGAGCGACAAGAGCACCAGGGUGAAGCGUAGGCUGAGCUCCCUCCGCAGCCGAGUCACCAGGCAGAAGGAGAAGGGAAAGAGCCCGAUGCAUUUGAAGGACAAGGCCCCGGACGGCCGGGAGAGGCGGGAGUGCAUCAGUGGGCACCAGCUGGUGCAAGGGACCUUCCUGGGCCACUCGAGCUGCCCGCUGUGCGGCAAACCCUUCCUGAGUGCCGCCUCGCUGAAGGAGCACCCUCCGGGCAACCUCCUGUCCGAGGGCAGGAAUGUCGGCAUGACGGUCGCGCAGAGAGGGGGUCCCCAGCCAACACCGGGCCCAGCUGGAACGGGGCCUCGAGUCGGACCAGGCACAGGAGAGAUGGAUGAGGCCGACUCUGUGUUUUUAAAACUGAAGCAGGCAGCCGACGACUCUGUCUCACUCACGUCCUCCAACGCCGAGUCUGUUUUUGUAGAAGACCCCUACACCGCCUCGCUGAGGAGUGAGAUCGAAUCCGACACCCACGAGUUUGAGGCUGAGUCCUGGAGCCUUGCCGUGGACUCGGCAUACGCCAGGAAGCAAAAGAGAGAGGUGGUGAAAAGACAGGACGUCCUGUACGAGCUGAUGCAGACGGAGGCGCACCAUGUGCGCACGCUCAAGAUCAUGUUGAAGGUGUACUCCAGGGCCCUGCAGGAGGAGCUGCAGUUCAGCGGCAAGGCCGUCAGCCGCCUCUUCCCGUGCGCCGACGACCUGCUGCACCUGCACAGCCACUUCCUCGCCCGCCUCAAGGAGCGCCGCCAGGAGGCGCUGGAGGAGGGCAGCGAAAGGAAUUACAUCAUCCAGAAAAUCGGGGACCUCCUGGUGCAGCAGUUUUCAGGUGAGAACGGGGAGAAAAUGAGAGAGAAGUACGGUGUGUUCUGCAGCGGCCACAACGAGGCGGUGAGCCACUAUAAGCUGCUGCUGCAGCAGAACAAGAAGUUCCAGAACUUGAUCAAGAAAAUCGGCAACUUCUCCAUCGUGCGGCGGCUGGGUGUGCAGGAGUGCAUCCUGCUGGUGACCCAGCGCAUCACCAAGUACCCGGUGCUGGUGGAGCGCAUCCUUCAGAACACGGAAGCCGGCACUGAGGACCACGAAGACCUGACCCAGGCCCUGAACCUCAUCAGAGACAUCAUCUCACAAGUGGACGCCACCGUGAGUGAGUGUGAGAAGGGCCAGCGCCUCAAGGAGAUUGCGGGCAGGAUGGAUCUCAAGUCCUCCAGCAAACUCAAGAAUGGGCUGGCCUUCCGCAAGGAGGAUAUGCUGCGGCGGCAGCUCCAGCUAGAGGGCAUGCUGUGCUGGAAGACGGCGUCCGGGCGCCUGAAAGACGUGCUCGCCGUGCUGCUGACUGACGUGCUGCUGCUGCUCCAAGAGAAGGACCAGAAAUACGUCUUUGCUUCUGUGGACUCGAAGCCCCCGGUCAUCUCCUUACAAAAGCUCAUCGUGAGAGAAGUAGCCAAUGAGGAGAAGGCCAUGUUUCUGAUCAGCGCCUCCCUGCAAGGGCCUGAGAUGUAUGAGAUCUACACCGGCUCCAAAGAGGACAGGAACGCCUGGAUGGCCCACAUCCGCAGGGCCGUCGAGAGCUGUCCUGACGAGGAGGAGGGGCCCUUCAGUGAGGCUGAGGAGGACAGGAAGGCGCUGGAGGCCCGCGCUGGGAGACUCAGGGACUUCCAAGAGCGCCUGAGCCUGCAGGACCAGCUAAUCUCCCGGAGCCUGGCGGAGAAGCAGCACAUCUACCUAGAGAUGGCCGAGCUGGCCGGCCUGGAAGACACCACUGCCCACUGCAGGGCCCUCUGUCGUGGCGGGGACCCCUCCGAGACCCUGCAGGGGGAGCAGAUCCUGAGGUCCGCCAUGACUGAGAUCGAGGGCAUCCAGAGCCUGAUCUGCGGGCGGCUGGGCGGCGCGAUCAGCCAGACGGAGGACGGAGGCAGCUCUGCGGGCCUGCCCCGCAGGGCCGAGACCUUCGGGGGCUACGACAGCACGAGCAGCCCCAGCAAGAAUGGCAGCUUUAAGAAGAAAGAUAACGACCCCAGGCCACGAGACUGGCGAGGCCCCAUGAGCAUCCCAGACCCAAAGCUGUGCGAUGGCGAGGCCCCGGGGGGCUCCGAGGAUGCCCCGCAGGCGGUGGAGGCGCCGGGCACAGAGGCUGGCCCCAGACUGCCCAUCACCCUGGAGGCAGAGCUUGUCGAGCGCGUCCAGACGCUGUCCCAGCUGCUCCUCAGCCUCCAGGCGGUCAUCGCGCAGCAGGACAGCUACGUAGAGAUGCAGCGGGUAGCCAUCCAGGAGCGCGAGCAGCAGUUCCGGCUGCAGUCGACGCGCGGGAACAUGCUGCUGGAGCAGGAGCGGCAACGCAACUUCGAGAAGCAGCGGGAGGAGCGGGCGGGCGUGGAGAAGCUGCAGAAUCAGCUGCGGCAGGAGCAGCAGCGCUGGGAGCGCGAGCGCGAGCGCCAGCGGCAGGAACUGGAGCGGGCGGGCGCGCGGCUGCAGGAGCGCGAGGACGAGGCGCGGCAGCUGCGCGAGCGGCUGGACCAGGAGCGCGCCGAGCUGGAGCUGCAGCGCCAGGCCUACCAGCACGACCUGGAGCGCCUGCGCGAGGCCCAGCGCGCGGUGGAGCGGGAGCGCGAGCGCCUGGAGCUGCUGCGCAGACUCAAGAAGCAGAACACGGUUCCCGGGGCGCUGCCGCCCGAGGCGCUGGCGGAGGCCCAGCCUCCCAGCUUCAACGGGGAAGGGCUGGAGGCGCCGGGGGCCCUGGCCAAAGCCACGGGGCCCCGGGUCAGCAUGCUGGUGCCAGGCGCCGGGCCUGAGUAUGUGGAGCGGCCUGAGGUGGCUCGCAGGGACAGCGCCCCAGCCGAGAGCCGGCCGGCCAAGAGCGACGUGCCCAUCCAGCUGCUCAGCGCCACCAACCAGAUCCAGAGGCAGACGGCCGUGCAGCAGCAGAUCCCCACCAAGCUGGCCGCCUCCACCAAGGGCAGCAAGGACAAGAGCAAGAGCAGGGGCUCCCAGCGCUGGGAGAGCGCAGCCUCCUUCGACCUGAAGCAGCAGCUGCUUCUCAACAAGUUCAUGGGCAAGGAGGAGAACACCGCACGGAGCCGCCGCUCACUCAGCCCCAUCCUGCUCAGCAGCCAGGGCUCCGCGUCCCCCACAGACUCCAGCUUCCCGGCCCCGAGCCCGACCCUGGCCGACGUGACCCCCGAGGGCUUCUCGCCAAAGGCAGGGGGCCCAUCCUUCCCAGUCCCCUCGCCACUGCCGGCCACGCCACUCAGCGCCAAGGAGGAAGCCAGCAAGGAAGACGUCAUUUUCUUCUGAAGAGUGUGGCGUGAGGCGUACGCCCCUCUCCCUGCCCUGCCAUUCCCCUGUGCCCUCGGGGGACCUCCGAGGGGUGGCCUGCCCACCCAGCUGCCCCUCCCCUCCCAAGUUCGCCCUGGACGACCGCCUGGCUGAGUGGGCUGUUGGUGCUCCGAUCGCAUGUCCUGGCAACUUUCUCCACCUAGGUUUCUUUUUUUAUAAAAAGGAAAGUUUUUAAUCGAAAGUUGGACCUGAGCUAAGCCAAGAAGCUGCUUUCGGCCACAGCACCCCCCUUCAGGUGGGGGAGAGGUGGAGCCAGGCUAUGUGUCCACGCAGCGAGGGACAGUGCAUGUUCCACAAGGCACCCGAGGGCAGGCCAGACCUCAGCCUAGAGAGCUGCUGGCCGCAGCAUGGCUUCACGGCCACCAGGAGCCGCUGGAGCCAAUCACCAGGGCACCACAUGGGGCUGGUGGCAUUGGCCAGACACCCACACAGGUUCACGGAGAACCUCGACACGGAUGGGACACCUCCUGCCCGGGGACAAGAACCGGGGGCACGUCUGGAGCUGUGGUGGGCAGACCUCAUGCUUCACCCAGAGCCACCACCCUGGGGAAGAGGGUCCUGCACCCCCAUGGACUGAGCAGGUCUUCCCGGGGCUGCUGGGAGAAAGCCCCUAGUGGCAGGGUGGUGGGGAGGAAGCACCUUGAGACGAUGGCCUGACUCCCCUGAAGGAGCUGGGUAGUGGUCCCGGACUGGUCGGAUCCAGAGCCAGCUCUGCCCAGGGCAGAGCAGGGGGCAACAGGCAUCGGCAAGAGGGUCCUGGACUGGCCAUACUGUGGCCCCUGGCAGGGCCAGGCUGCUGAACCCAGCAGCUGGGGACCGCAGGCCUUCUCCCAGCAUCUCCUGCCUCCUGUGAUGCCCUACAGGGAUGUUCCCACCAGCUGGGGCCAGGUGAGCACAGGGGCAAAGUGCUCACCUGAACAUCUGACCCAGUGGCCGUGACACCUGAUGGGUGCUGCAGGCCCCGGAGGGAUGGCCAGGUGCGGGUGCUGGCCUUGGUGGCAGCACGGUGACAGGUGCUGAGCGCAGCAGUUCUCAAUGUCCUGAGGCCAGCAAGUGGCGUCCCCAUCCCGGGUCCUUUCCCAUUGCCAGCACGCUCCAUCCGGUGCCCUGGGCAUGCCCACCGGCCCGCAGACCCUGUCCGUGCCAUGUUUGUAACAGUGUUUUGUAUUUUUGUACUGAGAAGUAUUGGAGCACUUUAGAAAAGCUGACUUAGGAGUUCCCGCCCCCUCCCCCAGGCUCGGCUCCGCCAUGCGUGGUCCAGCAGCACCGCGCACCCCUCUUCUGUCGCCAGCACCCCUCAGUCACUCCUGGGGGUGCCCCGUGUCGGUGACAUCAACAGCCGAGCCAGUGUGCGCGUCCCCGUGAGCUGUGGCCCUGACCGUAGUCAGCCUGAUCCUUCCGUCUCCUCCCCGUGGGCUGUCUGGGAACCACCUUAGAGCUUCAGACCCGAUUCUAGCAAUAAAGGUGUCUCAUUGGGCUCCGA